AUGAGACACCAGUUUAUAUCUGACUUAGUCAGCGACCUGAAUGAAUUAUAUAAUUUCCAACUGGGAUUAUCUCUAUCUGUUUUAUUUAUCAUGUCAUUGUUAGAUAUUUAUGACACCGUAUCCAAAGAAAAUACGACUACAAAAACAUAUUUACUUUUCUACGGAUGGAUGGCACAGUAUUUACUAAGAUUUUCUUUCAUUGUUCUUACAACACAAGCCACUUCUAAACAGGCUAACAAAUCAAAAACACUAUUAACUGAUAUAGAUAAUAGAUAUUUAAAUAAUAAUACAAAAGAAGAGCUACGAUUGUUUCUUAGUCAAGUAUCAAGUCAUCCGGUGGAGUUUACAACUUUUGAUUUUUUCACGCUGGAUGCGCACCUUAUUACUUCUGCUAUAAUUGCAGGAACAACCUAUCUCGUUAUUUUGUUACAGUUCCGUUGAAUCAAGAAAAAGGCGAAUAACACAAAUAUUAAACGUUAUGAAUAAAAAUAAAUAAUUAUUUACAUUUAACUCUUAAAUGUAUAAC
Messenger RNA from Sipha flava (yellow sugarcane aphid), 526 nucleotides. RefSeq lists its product as uncharacterized. Gene Ontology annotation, biological process: sensory perception of taste. The transcript has 4 exons. Gene Ontology annotation, cellular component: dendrite; membrane; neuronal cell body. NCBI's taxonomy places the organism in Eukaryota, Metazoa, Arthropoda, Insecta, Hemiptera, Aphididae. Bases 1 to 441 code for a protein of 146 amino acids. The record is from RefSeq and is a predicted model, not a curated record.